Phragmites australis (common reed) is the source of this 2361-nucleotide messenger RNA. RefSeq lists its product as uncharacterized. Lineage: Eukaryota; Viridiplantae; Streptophyta; Magnoliopsida; Poales; Poaceae. The transcript has a single exon. Gene Ontology annotation, molecular function: nucleic acid binding; zinc ion binding. The record is from RefSeq and is a predicted model, not a curated record. Bases 1 to 2361 code for a protein of 786 amino acids.
AUGGCAGGAUCCUCGGGGGAUCAAGCUGAUGCGAUCGCCAUGCCACAGUCCCCUCGUACCAAGCGCAUCAUACAGCAUUUUGAGCGACAAAUGCGCCUCCAAGUUGAUGGCCUCGCUGAAGACAUUCACGUCACCAACGAGCGCCUUGGUCAGCUUGAAACAGCACAAAUUGAAGCCGGUUCGGCGCUCCAGGAAUUAAAAACCGCCCAAGCCACCACCAACACCAGCCUCGACACCAUCAUGACACGGCUUGAGGAGUUGUCCCAGCAGCUUGGUGAGGUACAGGGCGACACUGAUUAUGGUGGCGACACCGAGCAUGACGCUCAGGACCGUCGUCGCCGGCGAGGACCUCGUCGUGUGGUACGUAACCAGGAUGAUUCUUUCUCUAAAAUUAAACUCACUAUACCUGAAUUCAAUGGUAAAUAUGAUCCUGAUGCUUAUCUUGAGUGGGAACUUGCUGUUGAUCAAAAAUUUGCAUGUCAUGCUUUUCCUGCACAACAUCAAGUUAGAGCUGCUACUAGUGAGUUUACCCAUUUUGCUUCUAUUUGGUGGCGCGAACAUGGCAGCAAACAUCCCACUGAAAUUCCUACCACUUGGGAUGCUUUAAAAGUUCUCAUGCGCCACAGAUUUGUUCCCUCAUAUUAUGCUCGCGAUAUGCUUAAUAAACUACAGCAUUUAAGGCAAGGUACAAACUCUGUUGAAGAGUACUAUCAGGAGCUGCAAACUGGUAUGCUUCGUUGUGGUUUAGUUGAGAACAAUGAUGCUGCUAUGGCACGUUUUUUGGGUGGUUUAAACCGUGAAAUUCAGGAUGUGCUUGAUUAUAAGGAGUACAAUAAUAUUACUCGUUUGUUCCAUCUUGCUUGCAAAGCUGAACGUGAAGUGCAGGGACGACACGCGAGGACACAUGCUAACUCUUUUGCAGGUCGCACCACGUCGUUCCACUCAGCCCCUAAGCCUGUGGCCGUGUCACACCCAGCAGCGCCAUCUCCACCUAGCGGCACUCCGAGUGACAAGGUAGCAGCAAAAACUCCAGCGCCACAUCAAGCAACAAAGGGCGCCUCUUCCUCUGGACGCACCAAGGACAUUCAAUGCCAUCGCUGCAAAGGUUUUGGUCACGUGAUACGGGACUGCCCCAACAAGCGCACGCUGAUUAUACGUGACAAUGGUGAGUAUUCUUCAGCUAGUGAUUCCGAAGAAACCAUAUAUGCUAUGCUUGCCACUGACGUUGCAGGAACCGAAGAAGAACAUGUGGCUGCCACUGACGCCGACAAGUAUGAGAGUCUUGUUGUGCAGCGCGUUCUCAGCACGCAGGUUGCACAACCAGAGCAGAACCAGCGCCACACCUUGUUCCACACCAAAGGCGUUGUGCAAGAACGAUCUGUUCGCAUCAUUAUUGACGGCGGCAGCUGCAACAACUUGGCAAGCACGGAUCUGGUGGAGAAGUUGUUUCUCUCAACGUGCCCACACCCACACCCCUACCAUAUUCAAUGGCUAAACCAGGGCGGCAAACUCAAGGUAACACGCUCGGUACGUGUUCAUUUCUCUAUGGGGUCCUAUCAUGAUUAUGCCGAUUGCGAUGUUGUUCCCAUGGAAGCCUGUUCGUUGCUGCUCGGUAGGCCUUGGCAAUAUGAUACGGAUAGCUUACAUCAUGGUCGCACAAACCAUUACUCUUUGAUGUUUAAGGGCAAGAAAAUAAUUCUUCAUCCAAUGACCCCUGAACAGAUUGUAAAAGAUGACAUCGCUAGAGCUAAACAACACCAGCAGCAACCGCACAUACAAAACGAGAUUAAACUGAAAGCUCCUGUUUUGCUAGCCACUAAAUCUGAUUUCGAUGAAGUACGUGAUGAUAAUCUGCCAUGCUAUGCGCUUGUAUGCUCUCAUGUGCUGUUUUCACUAGAUGAUGUGCCAUCUUUGGACAUACCCCCUGCUGUUACUAAGCUUUUGCAGGACUAUGCCGAUGUGUUUCCGAAGGAGUUACCACCAGGUCUUCCUCCCAUUCGCGGCAUUGAGCACCAGAUCGACCUCAUCCCAGGCGCCCAGCUUCCCAACCGCGCCCCGUACCGUACCAAUCCCGCUGAAACAAAGGAGAUUCAGCGCCAAGUCCAAGCGUUACUUGAUAAAGGCUACAUUCGUGAGUCUCUUAGCCCUUGCUCUGUUCCUGUUUUACUUGUUCCAAAGAAGGAUGGUACCUGGCGCAUGUGCGUAGAUUGUCGCGCGAUUAACAAUAUCACGAUUCGUUAUCGCUAUCCUAUACCUCGCCUUGAUGAUAUGCUUGAUGAGCUUAGCGGUGCUGUUAUAUUCUCCAAGGUCGAUUUGCGUAGCGGGUACCACCAGAUUAGAAUGAAACUUGGGGAUGAAUGA